GCCUUUCAGGUUGCUCAUUAUGCCCUAUUACGUCUCUGUUUGUGGCAACAUUGUACAUUACCCACAUUUAUAAGAAAAAAAUUGACCAACAUUUUAAUCGUGUUGCGUAUUACAUGUACAUUAUGAUGACUAUCCUGUUGUGCUAUGUGAAUGUGUAUAUUUUUGUUUUACUUAUCCGACGUCGUGAAAAUUGAAUGUGUUAUGUGAACACACUUCAUCAAAUCGAAAAUAAACGUAUGUGAUAGCAUAUAUGGAAGAGACAAUCAUGAUGUCACGUGCUUUUGACUUGUCUUCGUUCUUGUCUUGUCACGUGGAAAAGCUAAAAAAAAAGUUAUAUGUUCUGUUUUAAAAAACGUGAACUGCAAACAGAUCGGUGAUCAAGUUAAAUUGUGUUGUUACAUUCGUUCUAUCUUAUAACCAAUACCACAAGCACAGAGGUUAGGUUUUGAAAUUUUAAUCCUCUCCUACGAUGAUUUAAUAUGUAUGAAAAGAUUUGCGUAUUAUAAUUAAAAAUUAAGUCGACAUUAAAAUGAUUCUGUAUAUUUUUAUAAUAUAUACAUAAGAAAAUGAAUGCUGUGAUUGCAUUAUGUGUUUUUUGUGAAUCACACGGACCUAAAGUGAUAUUCACAACUCAAACGUAUCAUAAUUAUGAUAAUCAGAGUACAGAGAAAUUAAAGUUCUACGGGCCUAAGGAAAUACUAAGACGUAGUCAAAACAUAUUGGAAGAUGGUCAGUACGAAUGCGAAGGAUGUCAAAGCAUCGGUAAUGUGAAGUAUUUGAGUAACGAACAUGAAACUAAGACAUCGUUCCUGUCUGCUCAACAAUCGUUGACUCAAGAUAUUUGGUGCUUAUUAAAACAUGCAUGUUUUAGGAGUUUAAGUUGUGAAGUGUAUCCUGGAAGAGAAGGUGUUUGCUAUUUUGGAGAUGAAUACAGGGGGCAUGUUUUAAGUCAUACGUUUACAUUAAAAGAUGCCCAGGCAAGAGGAAUCAGAAGGUGGUGCAGUUUCAUUGUUUUCAUGAGAGACAAACAGUUCCUCUUAAAUAUGUGGCCUUUUCUAGUUGACAAUUUGAAGGAAAUAAUUAGAGAAUUGCAAGAUUUUGCAGAAAAAAAAUAUAAUGCGGAAGAAGCAGAAUGCCCGCAAAGAGUUGUUCGUCUUGCAACAGUUAAUAAUGGAUCAGGGUCGUAUAAAAAUUCACAUACACAACCCAGAAGUUUUUGCGAAAUAACUAAUGAAAAACAUGUUUUCAUAAGAAUCCACAUGUGGCUAGUAUGGAUUCUUAGCGCAGGAGGAAGGCAUUUCAUAGAAAUUUUUCCUAUGAGCUUGUUAGAUGAUGAAUUAAAUUACGAUUUGGAACAUCAGAUUGAAACUGAGGAAGGAUUCACUUUAGUGAAUGCUAAAUUACCUGUUAAUUUAAAUUUAACGUUGAACGAAUCUGAAACAAACUCAGAGUUUUCAGAAGUUUUGGGAAAAUCUACCACCGUGAUACUCAGAAAUUUAAGAUCCAUAUUAGGAAAGGACCAAUUUAGACAACUUUUAUAUUCUAGUUUAACAGGUGUUCAAAUUUUAGUAAGAGGUCCAAGCUUUGAAAGAUUGGAGUUUUUGUAUGGCCUUAGUUCUCUUAUUCCGUGCGCAUGUCGAAGAGUCAAAACUCAAGCUACGGAAUAUAUGGAUCCUAAUAAGUGUAACUUCAUUGGUGUAGAUACAUCGGUGGCAGUUCCUUUACCAUGUGCAAGUGUAUGCAGAUUAGACAUUAUAUCUGAUGAACACAAAAUUGAAAAUACAAAUUCACACAUUGUUAGAUGGGCAGGCACAUUGCCUUUGAAACUUCCAACACUACUAAUAAAGAUUGAAAAGUCACUUGAUAAUGAGAAACUAGGCAAUUCAACAUUGAAAGCACAUUUUGCAGCACUGCAGGAGGAAUGGGCAAACAUUGCAAAAGUGAUUCAUGCUAUGCGAGGUCGUGGUCAUAGUGAAGAUCUUUCAGGACUUAUGCUUAGCUUAGGUGCUGGUCCUCACGAUAAAAAAUUACUAGAUGCUUGGUCAAUGGGUUUGCCACCAAACCCGGCAUAAGUUUUUAAUUAACUGACAAUACAUUAUACAUUGCAGUGUUAUUGGGUAAUAUGUAAUCUUAUGAUAUGCAUUCUCUUAUUUGUAUCUUUAAUUUGUUUUUCGAUAUUUAUAUAUUUGAGGUUGUGCAACAUUUUUGUAUUUAUGAUAUAGUUGAAAAAUAAGGGUUAAAACUAAUGUUAAUACAAAAUAAAUUACUUUACAUAC
This is a messenger RNA of Megalopta genalis, 2276 nucleotides long. RefSeq names its product folliculin (gene BHD). Gene Ontology annotation, biological process: positive regulation of transforming growth factor beta receptor signaling pathway; positive regulation of TORC1 signaling; negative regulation of transcription by RNA polymerase II. Gene Ontology annotation, cellular component: cytosol. NCBI's taxonomy places the organism in Eukaryota, Metazoa, Arthropoda, Insecta, Hymenoptera, Halictidae. The record is from RefSeq and is a predicted model, not a curated record. Gene Ontology annotation, molecular function: GTPase activator activity.